Molecule: messenger RNA, 2595 nt
Organism: Brienomyrus brachyistius
Lineage: Eukaryota; Metazoa; Chordata; Actinopteri; Osteoglossiformes; Mormyridae
Product: germ cell nuclear acidic protein-like
Exons: 3
Coding region: 210-1247 (345 amino acids)
Source: RefSeq, a predicted model, not a curated record
GGAUGUCUGUUGGAUAGUCUGUAUAUCUGUAUGGAAGGGGGUUAAAUAUAGAUCUCCCUAAACACCUUAGAUCCACCCACUGGCUUCUGAUGAGAGCGCUGAAUUUAGCUCAAUGCGGCCAGUUUUCACUUCCAGUUAACGCCGCAGUUUCUCCUCCGAGUUCCGAGUCCUGCGCAUCGUGAGCGCGCGUCCGCGUUCCCGCGCUCAAGAUGGCGAUCGCGAGCAGGACGGUUCGGUACGCGGCCAUGCGCUCCGUGGCGUCGAUUCUCAUUUUGCUGUACGCAUCUCACCUGAUUUCGGCGUUAGGUACGCAGAAAGCUGACGAAAAAGCUUCCGUCUUAUCACCAAAUUCUGUGAACCGUUCAUCGGAACAAAAAUCCGGUGUCCCAGUGUCACCUGACAUCCACCUGUCACCCUCUGCAGCCCCAACCAUGGGCAGCCCACUUUCCACAGAUGAGCCUUUGAGCACCUCCCCCACUCAGGGUGACAUGGGGGGGGGUGAAGAGGUGGAUGCGACUGACAAUGGGGACACGGCCGACGUCGAUGACAAGACUGACAAUGGGGACCCGACUGACGUCGAUGACACGACCGACAAUGGGGACCCGACUGACGUCGAUGACACGACCGACAAUGGGGACACGGCCGACGUCGAUGACAAGACUGACAAUGGGGACCCGACUGACGUCGAUGACACGACCGACAAUGGGGACCCGACUGACGUCGAUGACACGACCGACAAUGGGGACCCGACUGACGUCGAUGACACGACCGACAAUGGGGACACGGCCGACGUCGAUGACAAGACCGACAAUGGGGACCCGACUGACGUCGAUGACACGACCGACAAUGGGGACCCGACUGACGUCGAUGACACGACCGACAAUGGGGACCCGACUGACGUCGAUGACACGACUGACUUCGUGGACAUGGAUGAUAAGAGAGAAGAUGAGGAUGAGAUUUACAGUGAAGUGGGGAAUGAGGCCUCAACAACCAUCCUGGACGGCAAAGACCUCAACACCAUUUAUGAGGAUGCAGACUCCCACUUUUUCCUUCACCUGGUCAUCUUUGCGUUCCUUGUGGCUAUUGUGUACAUUACCUACCACAACAAGAGAAAGAUCCUCCUCCUGGUCCAGGGUCGACGAUGGAGAGAUGGCUUCUGCUCCAAGGGUGUGGAGUAUCGGCGACUAGACCAGAACGUCAGCGAUGCCAUGCCCUCCCUUAGGGCAACCAAGGACUACGUCUUCUGAUUGGUGCCAGGGUGCUUAUAAAUUAAAUUUUUAAAAAUACGAUACCAUUACUGUUUAUGGGGGGGGGGGGUGUGGACCCCCACUGGUGGCUUUAUAUUUUGUAGCUCGUCAGGUGUGGUGAUAGUUUGGCUCUAUUGUCUUUCUUUAUCUUAAAGGUCGUCAGGGUUAUAUAUUCAGUAUAUAUUCAGUAUAUUGACACUGAAGUGGGUUUGAGAAGUAUUCGAAUAUACAAUUAAGUGACCUAAUUUUUUUCCAGCCUUGUAAUUCUGUUUAAUUCAGGAUUAUUUCAGAAGGUAAAAAUACCUGCCUUGAUUACUCUAGAUUGUAAUUUCUAAUAAAUGAAGUGCAUUUAUAUUUUCAAUCAAAUACAGGUUUUGCACGUUUGUAUACAUAUCAGCAAUAAUAUAUGUUGAAAUGUUUGCCUCUUGGUCGGAGUUAGUUUGUGUUUUUUUUCCCCCUUUUCCCGCAGCAGUUAGGAGAUUAAUAUUUAAAAGGCCCAUAUAAGUUAUGAAAAAUGCGCUUGUCAGGUUGAACUGUUAACUUGCCAGUUAAACGAUGCAGAUGUCAGUGGAUUUAAAUGGCAUAAUAUUUUUUUUCUCCCAUAUUCUAGGCGCGGGUGGCCUGUAUAUGUAAUCUAUUUAAAUGACUAUGGCUUCAGUGAAGUCAUCUCUUCCGAUGUCAUUGUAGCCGACUCCUGAAGCAUUGGAUACCUAAAAUAUCCACUUUUUUUUUUUCCUGUAACCAUUAUGUGUAUCUUGGUGAAAAAAGUGUGCUUAUCGUGGCAAAGGCCUAAUUAAGCGAAUCCAUUGUGAAAAUAGAGAAACAAAUACAUCAAUAUCAGACCUAAUGGCUGGUCGUUAAGCGUGACAUUGAAUGUUGACUUUUUUCGCUCCUCACUCUCCUAUUGAAGCAUCACUAUGUCUGUUUUCUCUGUUUUAUGGUGGAUUAUAAUUGUAUUUGUAGAUUAUUUUUUUUUUUUUUACCCCCAAACUGAACACUUCCUGAUGUUCUGUAUAUCGAAAAGAUCAUAUAGACUUCAUGGUUUAGAGAAGUCUUCAUAAACCAUGUUUUUUUUUUUUUUUUUUGUAUUAAUCUGGAUACAGCUUUAAGACGGCUCCUGUAGAGACUGCAGCCUCUUUGCAAUAAAUGCACUGGUGUACACUGUUGUAAGGAGAUUCCUGGUGUCUUAGAUGCAAACAUUUCUGAAUGUUUUGUGUUGUUACCAGCUGAAAAACCUUUUUUUUCAGUAUGUGCUUUAUAAGUGAGCAGGAAUUUUAUUAUCAUGUAAUUAUUACAAAGAUGUGUAAUUGCAUUUUUUUUAAAAAGAUUAAAAGGAAUCUGGUAUAAA